Molecule: messenger RNA, 2942 nt
Organism: Pectinophora gossypiella (pink bollworm)
Lineage: Eukaryota; Metazoa; Arthropoda; Insecta; Lepidoptera; Gelechiidae
Exons: 11
Coding region: 33-1673 (546 amino acids)
Biological process (GO): homophilic cell-cell adhesion; heterophilic cell-cell adhesion
Cellular component (GO): adherens junction
Source: RefSeq, a predicted model, not a curated record
GUCAGUGUGAAGCGUGCGAUUGCUUUAAUGAAAUGGCAAAGAGAUUAGUUUUAGUUCUAUUUUUGGUUUAUUUUAAUAAUAUUAUUUCCGGAAAAAGAACACAAAAAGAUGAAGGCCUAAAGCUGAUGCCUUCUAGUGAAGUUAUAGUAAGUCUGCAUAGCACUCAAGUAAUUUGGGCAGAGUAUCCAGCUGCUAUUGAAAGCUGUCGGGUCAACUUACACAACAAAUGGUACCAGUGCGACCCACCCCCCAAGUGUCUUGGUUUUGAACAAUGCAUAAAGAAAAUUUGCCUACAGCCAGAUGAUCCCAAGUUGAGUUGGUUUCCAAAUUUUAACGAAGGAGUAUGCGGAGUAAUAUUGAAGGGUAUCAGAGAUAAAUGGACCGGCAACGUCACAUUCCAAGUAUUACACAAAAACGUCAGCCAUACGAAAACAAUGCGUUUCAUUGUACCAAGAGAACCAACAUCAUCAUUGAGUGUCGACCCUGUAGUAGAGGAUUAUGUUAUCAAAGCUGACUGCUUCGUAAUAAAUGGAAGACCCGUUCCUAAUAUAUCUUGGUUAUUGGAUAAUGAAAACGUACAAGAUGGCUUGGAACAUCCACUAGUAAAUUAUAAUCCUGAUACAGACUUGUAUAGCAUCAGUCAAAGAUUGCACCUCAAGUUCGAUUUGCAGCUGUUGGGUCGCCGACUGACAUGUCUUGUGAACUACAAAUACGCAGAUGAUACGUAUAUGAAUAGUUAUAACGUGCUGACUCGACAACAAAACCGAUCUGAAAUUCUUAAUUUGGAAUUUCCCCCAACACUAAUGAAUGGGACGACAAACAACAGCAUAUCAUUCAACAACCUAGAAGGACACAACCAAAGUAUUAACUUAGUGGUUUGUGCUAAUCCGGACAUAGAUAAAUACACAUGGUUCUUGAACCAUAAGCCACUCCCACAGGGGCUUUAUACUGGACUCCAUAAUGGACACGUAAUAAAAGAAAUAUCACAAAUAUACCUACAAACUAAUAUCUGCUGCUGUAAAAAAUUUAGUUUACUGUUUUCCAAAAUCACUAAGGAACUCAUACGCAGCACUCUUACGUUAACAGUUACGAACGCUUGGGGAAAGACUGACAUUAACAUAACAUUAAAUUUAAGAGAAACACAACGAAACAGAGAUUACAAAGAAGAAAGAGACGGAAGAGAAGACAAAACGUUUGUGGAACAUGAAAAUAUUGGUAGUGUAACGUCAGCGUGGACAGUGGCUGCUUAUGUGAUAACACCUCUAUUGCUGAUAGUCGUAGGUCUUGGAUUCCUGUAUUACUUUUACGAAAGAGUUCGCACUGAACGUCCACACAACAAUCGUUGCCUCUCUGGACCGCAAGUGAAAUACGCUGCGCGAGGAAAAAGCCAGCUCGAGGAUCUCCGCCUCCAACCCUUAUACGGCGACCAACAUCACGCACUAAAGCUUUGGCCUCAACGCCCCAAGGUCCCGCUGUCUCCAACGCAAAUGAGCGCAUCGUCCCCUGAAGAUGACCCCGUGUACUCGUACGUCCCGAUAGAAACGGUGUCACUCUAUUCUGCGCGUGCGCUGAUAGCUGACAAUAGGAAGGCGCCCACUGACAUAUCAUUCAAGCCACCGCUGCCGAAGCGCAACAAUCAUACAACCGACUACGAUUACGCUUGCGUCUCGUAAUGCACUGAAAAAAAAAUCAAAAAAUCUGUUAGAAUACAUAACAUAAGAUAGCUUAAGUCAGAGGUACAUCCAUCGCAAGGUGAACUAAGUACCCAGACCUCAUCGAGCUUUCUGUUAUACCAACGUGAUAGACGGUGAGACUUACCGCCGACAUCCAACUUGCAUAACAACUUACGUAAAAAAAUAUUUCCCUAAUGGAUGGGCAAGUAAUCAGAAGACACGUAUUAUAAGAAACCGUACGAUGACAUGAGAUCAGCCCAUCACCCAUAAUUAUAAUGGUAUAACACUAAGGGCCAUAGGUCACUAAGACACCAUGGUGGCGCCAGCACCACGAACGCGCCAUUGAGGGGUUUAAAAGGCCACAUUGAAUCAAUUCGUCUAAAUAGCAAUAAAAUGUAAUUUACGCAUAUAUAAAAGUAAAUGUGCUAUGUCAAGAAAUGUCAAAUUGCAGUACUUAUUGCUUUUUGUUACUGCCACCUGAGAAAAAAAGGUGUCUGUUUUCUUGCGAAUAUCGACAGUUACUAAAAGUAUUUUUACAUUCUCACGUACAACGUAUUGCACAAAAAUACAUUUUAGUUUUGCUUUUUAGAUGAAUUGCUUCAAUGUGGCCUUUUUAACCCCUCAAAGGCGCGAUAGUAGUGGUGGCGCCACCAUGGUGUCCCAUUAAUUUGUAAGUAAUUAUUAUAUUUAUGUCUUGUGUAGUUUUUUGUGUUCCCGUUAUUGAGUAAAUACAUAUUUUUUAUGCAACUUUUCAUCAUCAUCAUCAUCAUCAGCCGUACGACGCCCACUGCUGGGCAUAGGCCUCCCCCAAGGAUCUCCACGACGAUCGGUCCCGCGCUGCCCGCAUCCAGCGGCUUCCCGCGACCUUCACCAGAUCGUCGGUCCACCUUGUAGCGGGCCUACCCAUUGAGCGUCGUCCGACACGUGCUAUGCAACUUUUAUUUCAUUGUAUUUUUAUUUUAAAGCUAAGUUGGUGUAAGUACCUUUUUUAUCCGGCAAUGUACUAAAUGCCAGAGACAAGUCCGAUUUUGAUGCUUUUUUUUUUCUUUUUUAGGGGUAGAUUUUAAAAUAUUUAAAAUCAGAAACAUCUUGAGUGGGGCAAAUAAAUAUUAUUUAAAACCUCAAGACCCGAAACGCCUGACAAAUUAUUCAUACCAAUUGUUUUUUCGAUAUGUACCUUCACUUAUUCUAUUAUGUACUUCUCAGAAUAGACGCAAAUAAUCUGAAACCUUUGUUUUUCUUAUUAAAUUUCUGUGAUUAGUUCAAUAC